Messenger RNA from Toxorhynchites rutilus septentrionalis, 2762 nucleotides. RefSeq names its product polyubiquitin-C. The transcript has 2 exons. Gene Ontology annotation, molecular function: ubiquitin protein ligase binding; protein tag activity. The record is from RefSeq and is a predicted model, not a curated record. Bases 162 to 2447 code for a protein of 761 amino acids. Gene Ontology annotation, cellular component: nucleus; cytoplasm. Lineage: Eukaryota; Metazoa; Arthropoda; Insecta; Diptera; Culicidae. Gene Ontology annotation, biological process: protein ubiquitination; modification-dependent protein catabolic process.
UUUUUUCGUUGGCUCAUUCAGUUUUCUGCUAGCGGAAAGAACAGUGUUGAAAUAUCGGAUCUCUUGAAAGUUCUUUUCAAUUUGUGGUGAAGCAACAAAAGAAGUUGAAUUUUUGUGAGCGCAGUAAUUUCUAUCAAACGUAUAAUCUAUAAUAUUCGAGGAUGCAGAUCUUCGUCAAGACAUUGACCGGUAAAACCAUCACUUUGGAGGUUGAGCCUUCAGACACCAUCGAGAACGUUAAAGCCAAGAUCCAGGAUAAGGAAGGUAUUCCUCCAGAUCAACAGCGUCUGAUCUUUGCUGGUAAACAACUUGAGGAUGGUCGUACAUUGUCCGACUAUAACAUCCAGAAGGAAUCCACUCUUCAUUUGGUCCUGCGUCUCCGCGGUGGUAUGCAGAUCUUCGUCAAGACAUUGACCGGUAAGACCAUCACUUUGGAGGUUGAGCCUUCGGACACCAUCGAGAAUGUUAAAGCUAAGAUCCAGGAUAAGGAAGGUAUUCCUCCAGAUCAACAGCGUCUGAUCUUUGCUGGUAAACAACUUGAGGAUGGUCGUACAUUGUCCGACUAUAAUAUCCAGAAGGAAUCCACCCUUCACUUGGUCCUGCGUCUCCGCGGUGGUAUGCAGAUUUUCGUCAAGACAUUGACCGGUAAGACCAUCACGUUGGAGGUUGAGCCUUCGGACACCAUCGAGAAUGUUAAGGCUAAGAUCCAGGAUAAGGAAGGUAUUCCUCCAGAUCAACAGCGUUUGAUCUUUGCCGGUAAACAGCUUGAAGAUGGUCGUACAUUGUCCGACUAUAACAUCCAGAAGGAAUCCACCCUUCACUUGGUCCUGCGUCUUCGUGGUGGUAUGCAGAUCUUCGUCAAGACAUUGACCGGUAAGACCAUCACGUUGGAGGUUGAGCCUUCGGACACCAUCGAGAAUGUUAAGGCUAAGAUCCAGGAUAAGGAAGGUAUUCCUCCAGAUCAACAGCGUUUGAUCUUUGCCGGUAAACAGCUUGAGGAUGGUCGCACUUUGUCUGACUAUAAUAUUCAGAAGGAGUCGACUCUUCAUUUGGUCCUGCGUCUCCGCGGUGGUAUGCAGAUCUUCGUCAAAACAUUGACUGGUAAGACCAUCACUUUGGAGGUUGAGCCUUCGGACACUAUCGAGAAUGUUAAGGCUAAGAUCCAGGAUAAGGAAGGUAUUCCUCCAGAUCAACAGCGUUUGAUCUUUGCUGGUAAACAACUUGAGGAUGGUCGUACAUUGUCCGACUAUAACAUCCAGAAGGAAUCCACCCUUCACUUGGUCCUGCGUCUCCGCGGUGGUAUGCAGAUUUUCGUCAAGACAUUGACCGGUAAGACCAUUACUUUGGAGGUUGAGCCUUCGGACACCAUCGAGAAUGUUAAGGCUAAGAUCCAGGAUAAGGAAGGUAUUCCUCCAGAUCAACAGCGUUUGAUCUUUGCCGGUAAACAGCUUGAAGAUGGUCGUACAUUGUCCGACUAUAACAUCCAAAAGGAAUCCACCCUUCACUUGGUCCUGCGUCUCCGUGGUGGUAUGCAGAUCUUCGUCAAGACAUUGACCGGUAAGACCAUCACGUUGGAGGUUGAGCCUUCGGACACUAUCGAGAAUGUUAAGGCUAAGAUCCAGGAUAAGGAAGGUAUUCCUCCAGAUCAACAGCGUUUGAUCUUUGCCGGUAAACAGCUUGAAGAUGGUCGUACAUUGUCCGACUAUAACAUCCAGAAGGAAUCCACCCUUCACUUGGUCCUGCGUCUCCGCGGUGGUAUGCAGAUCUUCGUUAAAACAUUGACUGGUAAGACCAUCACUUUGGAGGUUGAGCCUUCGGACACUAUCGAGAAUGUUAAGGCUAAGAUCCAGGAUAAGGAAGGUAUUCCUCCAGAUCAACAGCGUUUGAUCUUUGCCGGUAAACAGCUUGAAGAUGGUCGUACAUUGUCCGACUAUAACAUCCAGAAGGAAUCCACCCUUCACUUGGUCCUGCGUCUUCGUGGUGGUAUGCAGAUCUUCGUCAAGACAUUGACCGGUAAGACCAUCACGUUGGAGGUUGAGCCUUCGGACACCAUCGAGAAUGUUAAGGCUAAGAUCCAGGAUAAGGAAGGUAUUCCUCCGGAUCAACAGCGUUUGAUCUUUGCCGGUAAACAGCUUGAAGAUGGUCGCACUUUGUCUGACUAUAAUAUUCAGAAGGAGUCAACUCUUCAUUUGGUCCUGCGUCUCCGCGGUGGUAUGCAGAUCUUCGUCAAAACAUUGACCGGUAAGACCAUCACUUUGGAGGUUGAGCCUUCGGACACCAUCGAGAAUGUUAAGGCUAAGAUCCAGGAUAAGGAAGGUAUUCCUCCAGAUCAACAGCGUUUGAUUUUCGCCGGUAAACAACUGGAGGAUGGUCGCACUUUGUCUGACUAUAAUAUCCAAAAAGAAUCCACCCUUCACCUGGUCCUUCGUCUUCGCGGCGGAAACUGAAUCAAAAAUUAUUAUUCAUCAGAUAUACUCCGACGUAGGUCGAGUCUCUUUAAUAUCCAAAUAUUCAACCUAUCAAUGAUCGAUGUUGUAAUUCAAGUAGAUGUUGAAAAAUUUCAGUUGUAGUUGAUGUGAUCCAGGAAAAAACAGCUUUGAUCAACAAUUCGCAUUCGAACGUUUGAGAAUAAAUUGUGAGGCAAUUCCUAAUAGACAACCAUGCCUUUGGCUUAAUAGAUAUACCUUCUGACUAGGAUGCUUUCUUUUUAUUCUUCAACAAAAUAUCGUGGUUGGAAUAAAUAAAAGAGAUAAAAGAUGUAA